AUGGUGGGGAAAAUCGUGGUUUCUUUGGUAUCAUUGUUUCUUGUGGUGGGUGUUGUAUUGGGAGUGGCGAUCGUUGUGCACAAAGGGUCAAAAGAUCAUGCAGGACAAAAUCCUAAAGUCCAAAUGAAGGCAUCGAUUGUGGAGUUCUGUAAACCUGCAGAAUUCGAAAUAGCUUGUUUUAAGAGCCUUGAUGCAGUGUCUAAGAACGAUAGUGCUACGAUGAAAGACUACCUGUUGGCUUCGUUGCAAGUGACAGGGGAUGAAAUAAAGAAAUCUUUAGCGGUUGUGGAGAAGGGUAAUCCUAUUGAUAAUAAAACGGAUCCGUACAAUCACAUGGCAGUAGAGGAUUGCAAAGAGCUGUUGCAAUAUGCUGUGGAGGAACUCCACGACUCCUACUCUAUGGUUGGGGAUACCGCAUUGCAUUCCCUUGGUGAUCGUGUGAGCGAACUAUUGAACUGGCUCGGUGCGGUCUACUCCUAUCAAAGCAUGUGUCUCGAUGGUAUAAUUGAUAAGCCUGAUUACAAACAAGUCUUAGAAAAUGGCAUGCGAAAUGCAACCCAACUCACACACAAUGCAAUUAACAUUGUAGCAAAGAUUUCAAACGUCCUCCAAGACGCUUUCAACAUCUCAAGCACCAUUCCAUCAACAUCUAGUCAUCGUCGCCUCCUUGCUAAUUACCCUACCUGGUUCCCUGUUGCCGACCGUAAGCUUUUAGCUGGAGGUGGACGACAUAGGGCAGCUCCUCAUGCAGUGGUCGCCAAGGAUGGCACUGGUCAGUACAACACCGUCGCUGCUGCGUUAGCUGCCUAUCCUAAAAACCAUAGAGGCAAAUACAUAGUGUAUGUUAAAGCUGGUAUCUAUGAGGAGCAAGUCAUCAUCUCCAAGAAGCAACCAAACGUCUUCAUCUAUGGCGAUGGAGCAGGGAAAACCAUUAUUACUGGACAUAGAAACUUUGGUAUCAUGAAAAUACCCACCCAAGACACUGCUACUUUUGCUGUUCUUGGCAAUGGGUUCGUUGCAAGGGGAAUUACCUUCCGCAACACUGCUGGUCCACAAGGUCACCAAGCUGUGGCUCUUCGAAUUAACGGUGAUAUGGCUGCUGUUUUUGACUGCAGCAUUGAAGGUUAUCAAGACACCUUGUACUAUCAAAACCAUCGCCAAUUUUACCGCAACUGUGUCAUCUCUGGUACGAUAGAUUUCAUAUUUGGAAGGGGGUCAGCAGUAAUCCAAAACAGUUUGAUCAUAGCGAGGAGACCUUUGGACAGCCAGUUCAACACCAUCACCGCUGAUGGCAAAGAAAUAGCAAACAAACCAGGUGGUUUGGUGUUCCAGAACUGCAGAAUCGUUCCAGAAAUGGAAUUGUUUGCAGAUAGGUUCAAGCUGGCAUCAUACUUGGGGCGUCCCUGGAAGCCUUAUGCAACCACUGUAUUCAUGGAGAGCGAAUUGGGUGAUUUCAUCCGCCCAGAAGGUUGGAUGAUAUGGCAAGGAGAAUCAUUCGAGCGGACAUGUAAUUACUACGAGUUUGCCAACCGCGGACCCGGUGCAAACAUCAAUAACAGGAACAAGAGCUUCAAGAACUUCCGUCUUAUUAACCCACUUGAAGCGGUUCAAUACACAGUCGACCGCUGGAUUAAUGGAUAUCUUUGGUUGAAGCACACUGGUGCACCUUUUUACCUUGGCCUUGGAGGAAGAUAA
Molecule: messenger RNA, 1695 nt
Organism: Solanum lycopersicum (tomato)
Lineage: Eukaryota; Viridiplantae; Streptophyta; Magnoliopsida; Solanales; Solanaceae
Product: pectinesterase 4-like
Biological process (GO): cell wall modification
Molecular function (GO): pectinesterase activity; pectinesterase inhibitor activity
Source: RefSeq, a predicted model, not a curated record